Molecule: messenger RNA, 2251 nt
Organism: Pieris rapae (cabbage white)
Lineage: Eukaryota; Metazoa; Arthropoda; Insecta; Lepidoptera; Pieridae
Product: glycerate kinase
Exons: 1
Coding region: 593-2044 (483 amino acids)
Biological process (GO): protein phosphorylation
Cellular component (GO): cytoplasm
Molecular function (GO): glycerate kinase activity
Source: RefSeq, a predicted model, not a curated record
ACGAGAGAACACACAGAUAGAUAACCCUUCAGGUCAAAGGUCAAUUAAAAUUCCACAAAGUAUAAAUCACUAAGAUAACUAAACAAAGAUGUUUCCAUUAUUAUAACUAGAUGACGGAAUUUCUAGUAGAAGUUUUAUUUAUCAGCUGUGGCUUCGCUGCCAUUUUUGUGUUUAUAAAAAACGGAUUUCCUUGAGUGCCCGACGUCCGUAGGAAUUUCGCCUAUAGGUAUAGGUAUUUUAUAAUUUAAUAAUUUGGUCACCUACUCAUUCAUAGGUACAUCUAAACAUAGAAUUUACUAAAUAAAUAUGAAAGGCGCAAAACAAUAAUCAUACGUUUUAUUUAAUUGACAUACCAGUUAUUUGGUUCUUUAUCAGAUAAGAUAAAGCAGUUACAGUUUUCAAGUAGAUAUUAAAAAAGACAAGUAGCAUUAGUUUAAAAAACUAUUUUACCUUGUUAUUUUUAUUUGUGGUACCAAGUGAUAAUUUGAAUUUAGAAUUUUUAUCACCGUGUAAUUUUUAAACAGUAGGUACCUACCUAAAGCAAAAAAGACUGCGUCAUUGUUCAAACAUAAGUUUUAUCAAAACAACAAUAAUGGUAAAAUAUACAUUGGACAAUUUAAUAAAAAUAUAUAAAACUAGCUACACAGCUGUUUUACCAGAAAUUCUUAUAAAAAAAUAUUUAAAAUAUGACCCAAUUACAGAACAAUUAAAUGUCUUUGGAAAUAAUUUUAAUUUAAAGAACAAAAGCGUUUAUGUAAUUGGUACUGGAAAAGCUGUGAAAAAUAUGGCAAUUGAGGUAGAACGCAUGUUUAAUUCUAAAAUUAAAGAUGGCUAUAUAAGUUUACCUAAAGGCAGUUUAACCAAAUUUGAGUUUAAAACUAACCUAAAAUACAUAGAGGGAGCUAAAGACAACUUGCCUGAUGAGGAUGCUGAAAACACUAGUAAAAAAGUAAAAUCUUUACUUUCCAAGAUGUCUAUAAAUGACUUUGUUAUAGUCCUGAUUUCUGGUGGUGGAUCAGCUUUAUUGUCAUUGCCAAAAGCCCCAAUUACUUUAGAACAGAAAACCACAUUAAUUAAGAAACUAGCAAACUGUGGUGCAGACAUAAAAGAAUUAAAUAUAGUGAGAAAAGCAACAUCCGACUUAAAAGGUGGACAAUUGGCUUUAGAAGGACAACCAGCUACGAUUGUAACAUUAAUUUUGUCUGAUAUUGUUGGUGAUCCCUUAGAUCUCAUAGCCAGUGGGCCCACUGUAGAAAACAAGGAUUCUCCAACAGCUGCAAUUAAUAUUAUCAAGAAAUAUAACUUAUUUGAAAACCUUCCUUCGUCCAUCUUAAGUGUAUUAGAAGAUAAAGCUCCUAAUAGACCAUUUCCACAUAAAAGUGUACAUAAUUAUAUAAUAGGCUCAAAUAAAUUUAGCAUAGAUUCUGCAGUUUCUCAAGCAAAGGAAUUACAUUAUUUACCUGUAGCAUUAUCAUAUACAAUUACAGGGAAUGUCAAAGAUCUUGCUCAGCAAUAUUACAAACUACUUAAGCAGAUUUGUGAUUAUCUUAUUGGACACAUUGAUUUUGAAACACUAAAGUCGGAUGUUAGCAAGCUUAAUUUGCCAGUUAUACUAGAUAACAUAAAUGUCCUAAAUACAGUUGACUUCAAAGGAGAUAUUUGUCUUAUUUUUGGUGGAGAGACAACUGUAGAAGUAACAGGGAGUGGGAAAGGAGGAAGAAAUCAGCAAUUACCAUUAGAACUAUCAUUAUUGUUACAUGAAAAUAAAGAUAGUCUGUCAGACCAUGUAGUAUAUUUUUUAAGUGCUGGUACUGAUGGUAUAGACGGCCCUACAGAUGCAGCUGGGGCAAUUGGUUACACUAAUUUAGUAACUGAUGCAAAAAAAGAAAAUCUUGAUGUUAAAACAUAUUUGACUAACAAUGAUUCAUACAAUUUUUAUAAAAACUUCAGGAAGGGUGAACUACACAUUAUUACUGGCCAUACAAAUACUAAUGUUAUGGACAUUCAUCUUAUAGUUUUAUGUAAACAACAAGAUCAAAAAUAAUGUUAUGUUCAAACGUAAUGUAUUUUAUGAUAAUGAUGAUGGUUUUAAAAAUAAAUUUAAUGUAUUCUUUUUUUCAUCUUCAUUUUUUCUUUUAGCAGCAUCCAUUACAGCUUUUUGACACAAACCAGCAAAUCUGUCUUUUUUCCUUUUGUUGUUUCUAAUUUUUGAUGGAACUAUCUCUGGUGUAAUCUUAUUGUUCUCAUUUUU